Molecule: messenger RNA, 1170 nt
Organism: Indicator indicator
Lineage: Eukaryota; Metazoa; Chordata; Aves; Piciformes; Indicatoridae
Gene: PDCL
Product: phosducin like
Exons: 5
Coding region: 67-969 (300 amino acids)
Biological process (GO): regulation of G protein-coupled receptor signaling pathway
Source: RefSeq, a predicted model, not a curated record
AGGCGGUGGGGAACGGGUUUCGACAGAGGCUUGUCUCUGAAAGACUGGAAAGGAAUUAAGAGCAGAAUGACUACUUUGGAUGAUAAAGUGCUUGGUGAGAAGCUCCAGUAUUACUACAGCAGUAGUGAGGGUGAGGAUGAAGACAGUGAGAAAGAAGAUAAAGAAGGGGAAAGCACCGUUCCUGAAAGUGUUGGGGAAGUAGAGCUUAGCAGUGAUGGCAGUGCAGUCAACACAGGUCCCAAGGGAGUCAUUAAUGACUGGCGAAGAUUUAAGCAACUGGAAACUGAACAGCGUCAGGAGCAGCGCAGAGAAAUGGAACGACUGAUUAAAAAAUUAUCUAUGACAUGUAGAUCUCACUUAGACGAAGAGACUGAUAAACAUAAACAGAAAGAGCUUCAGGAAAAAAUCAAUGGAAAGAUGACAUUACAAGAAUAUAACAUGAUUCACAACGAUGAAGAUGAUGAGGAAUUUUUGCAGCGAUACAGGAAGCAGAGAAUGGAGGAGAUGAGACAGCAGUUGUACAGUGGGCAGCAGUUCAAACAGGUCUUUGAGAUUACCAGUGGAGAAGCAUUUCUUGACACUGUUGAUAAAGAGCAUAAGAGCACACUGAUCAUGAUCCAUAUUUAUGAAGAUGAUAUUCCUGGCACCGAGUCCCUGAAUGGCUGCAUGAUCUGCCUGGCUGCUGAGUAUCCAACAGUUAAGUUUUGCAGAGUCAAGAGUUCGCUCAUCGGCGCCAGCGCUCGCUUCACUAACAAUGCUCUGCCAGCCUUGCUGAUCUAUAAGGCAGGGGAGCUCAUUGGCAACUUUGUGCGAAUCACUGACCAGCUUGGAGAAGAUUUUUUUGCUGUAGACCUGGAGGCUUUUCUGCAGGAGUGUGGUUUGCUUCCGGAAAAAGACCUAGUGCUCCUGACUUCUAUACGUAAUCCGUCUGCAUGUUACAGUGAGGACAGUGAUCUGGAAAUAGACUGAACCACUUGUACUGGGGACCAGUAGGUGUAGUUGUACUGUGGGAUGUUCUUGUGCUAGGCAUUGCUCUCUUCCUUUCAUUUUUCUCUUCUAGCUGUUUUAGUUGCCCAGUGACACUGAUCUUUAAAAUUUUCAUUGUCCCAAAAGCCCAAGGUGAUCCCCAUUUCUGGACAGCACUGGCUGAGCCUGUUUGCCUCUUUAGAA